AUGCUGGCUGCAUCAGCAGCUCAGAUCAUCCCGCGCAUCUGCUGCCCGCGCACCCACUUCUUCAAGAGGUGGGAUGAGCACCUCUACGACACCGCCCACCUCUACCCCAUCACUCCGCCUCCCACCAGCACCGUCUUUCGUCCUCCUCCGCCGCCGCCAACACCACCACAAAGCCCCCCGCACCCCGCGACGCUGACGCCGCUGCCCGCUGCCGUCACGCCGCCGCCAGAUGGUGAGGCGCUGCCGAGCCGCCACCAGGACCGGAUGACCACGUGGAAGGCGACUUUGAGGACGGGGUAG
Coniosporium apollinis CBS 100218 is the source of this 300-nucleotide messenger RNA. RefSeq lists its product as uncharacterized. The transcript has a single exon. NCBI's taxonomy places the organism in Eukaryota, Fungi, Ascomycota, Dothideomycetes. The coding region runs from base 1 to 300 and encodes 99 amino acids. The record is from RefSeq and is a predicted model, not a curated record.